CAUACCCUACGGGCCACGGCCCAACCGCACGGCCAACAUCCACAUCACGGUGAGACGAGAUCUUCCCACCCCGGAACGAAGCGGCGGCACCAGCCGCGACGGCGGGCGCCGGGACUGGUUCAAGAUCACCAUCCCCUACGGAAAGAAAUACGACAAGUCGUGGCUGCUGAGUUCCAUCCAGAACCUUUGCAGCGUCCCCUUCACCCCCGUCGAGUUCCACUACGACCACAACCGGGCCCAAUUCUACGUGGAAGAUGCCACCACCGCCAGCGCUCUCAAGCAGGUUUCCCGUAAGAUCACCGACAGGGACAACUACAAAGUGGUGAUAAUUAUCAACUCCUCGGCUCCACCUCAGUCCCUGCAGAACGAGCUGAAACCGGAGGAGAUUGAGCAACUCAAGCUCUGCAUGAGCAAGAGAUACGAUGGUUCGCAGCGGGCAUUGGAUCUCAAGAGCCUCCGCGUCGACCCCGAUUUGGUGUCGCAGAGCAUCGACGUGGUGCUGAACCAGCGGAGCUGCAUGCUGGUCGUGCUGCGCAUCAUCGAGGAUAAUAUCCCCGAGCUCCAGUCCCUCAACCUGAGCAGCAACAAGCUCUACCGUCUGGAUGACCUCUCCGAGCUGGCGCAGAAAGCCGCCGGCCUCAAAAUCCUCGACCUCUCUCGCAACGAGCUGAAAUCCGACCGGGAGCUGGACAAAGUGAAGGGACUCAAACUGGAGGAGCUUUGGCUCGAUGGAAAUCCUCUUUGCGACGCUUUUCGGGACCAGUCCACCUACAUCAGGUCAGUGUUAGCCUUGGGGCGGCCCGAGGGGCCCGUGGGCCACCCCUGCUCCGACGGGGGGCAACACGUGGACGGCAAAUCCCGGGACUCGGUGCGCGCCUUCACCCGGAUGUUCAUCGCCGUGCCGGCCGGCAACACUGGGCUCUGCAUCGUUAACGACGAGCUCUUCGUUAGGAACGCCACCACCGAGGAGAUCCGCAAGGCGUUCCUCAUGCCGGCGCCCACCCCUUCCUCCAGCCCCGUCCCCACCCUCUCCGCCGCGGCCGGCGUCCUGUUCCCCCUGCGCGCCGUCCGGCGGGUGACAUUAUUACGGGGGGGCGCGGAGGUGUCCAUCAGCACCCACGCACCCUUCGGGUUGGGUUCAGGUCCCACCUUCACCGUCCCCUUACGCCACGUCUCCUGUCGGGCUCAUCGCUCCGAGGUACCGGCUGCCCUCCCCCUCAAGGUGAAGGGACGCCCCUUCUUCUUCCUCCUGGACAAACGGGGGCAACUCUGCAACCCCCGCCUCUUCGACCUCACCGUCGGCGCCUACCGCAACCUCUAG
Messenger RNA from Charadrius vociferus (killdeer), 1321 nucleotides. RefSeq names its product nuclear RNA export factor 1-like. Gene Ontology annotation, biological process: poly(A)+ mRNA export from nucleus. The transcript has 10 exons. The record is from RefSeq and is a predicted model, not a curated record. Gene Ontology annotation, molecular function: RNA binding; protein binding. Lineage: Eukaryota; Metazoa; Chordata; Aves; Charadriiformes; Charadriidae. Gene Ontology annotation, cellular component: nucleus; cytoplasm. The annotation marks the transcript as partial.